CAUCAAUUGUGUUUCUUGAGUCUAUGGACAAUAAAUCUAGCACCGAAUACUGCGUACUUUUGUGGUUGAUUCGUGCAAUUGUAAAUCAAAGUUUUUUGUCAACAAUACAAGUUACACGGUGAAGAAAUACGUUAUUUUCGGAUAGAAGAUUGAAGUACGAAGGCUUGUGAGUCGUGAUUAUCGAGAUAUCACGUGUAACUGGCUCUAAAUAGUAUCGUUGAGACGCAAAUUAUUUUUUCGGCAUUUUCGACCCUUUUUCCCUUAGAUAUAAUAAACAAUGGCGCAUUCUCACAAUGAUGAUACUCAUGCAUGCCAAAGCAAUAAUUAUGCUGUUUGUCAGACUUUAGAUGAAAUGGUAUUCGAACGUGGACUUUGGAAGGCAGCGUUGGAUGGUGAUAUAGAACGCGUAGAAAGGCUGUUGGACAGGGGCCACGACCCCAGGAAGGAGGAUACCAGUGGCUACACUCCACUGCAUUUCGCCGCUCGACACGGUCAUUUCGAGGUGUGCGAGCUCCUAUUGAACCACGGCGCGAACGUGAAUGCGACCACUCCCUCCCUUAAGGCGACACCUCUGCACCGUGCUGCUACACAAGGUCACGCUAAAACCGUCGAAACGUUGCUACGAUAUGGUGCAAAUGCCAAUCUGAAGGACAUAGAUGGCAAGACGGCCUUACACCGGGCAAUCUCGAGUUAUGUCAGCUCCAUGGAAACUCCUCAAAAUACCUCGUUAUCGAACACUUGCAUGUUAUUGUUACCGCAUACCGAUCCUAAUAUCAAAGAUAACACCGGACGAACUAUAAAGGAAUUAAUGGAAUCAAUGGAAAAGGAAUUAGAUCACUUAUAUAUUGAGCUACAAAAGAUGAUGAGUAUAAAAGAAAAGGAGGAAUUAAAAAAAACAAGCGUUAAGCAAAGCACAACGAGGUAUAACGAUACUUUUAGCACGGCAAUGGCAACCACGUCCAAAAAGGACGGUGUCGUCGUAGAGCGACAACACUUUCUAUUAUCAUCCGAUGGCGCCAUAGAACGCGUAAAAAUGCUGUUGGAUAAGGGCCAUGAUCCUAGUGCAAAGGAUUCCGAAGGCUGGCCUCCACUGCAUUAUGCAAUAAAAAAUCAUCAUACUUCUGUGUGUGAGAUCCUAUUAGAGUACGGCGCUGAUGUGGAAGGACGCACCUUUGGUGAGACGACACCUCUGCACCGUGCUGCUACUCAGGGUCACGCUGAAACCGUCGGAAUAUUACUACGACAUGGUGCAAAUGCCAAUCUGAAGGACAUAGAUGGCAAGACGGCCUUACACCGAGCAAUCUCGAAUUAUGUCAGCUCCAUGGAAACUCAAAAUACCUCAUUAUCGAACACUUGCAUUUUAUUGUUACUGCAUACCGAUCCUAAUAUCAAAGAUAACACCGGACAAACUACAAAGGAAUUAAUAUCUCAAAAGUACAAGGAGACAUUAAGCAAAUUCGGAUCAGAAACUGUGAAAAAUUCGUUCUUAGAAAAGUGGUUCGACAAAAAUAUAGAUUUGGGAGAAGCAUCAGAAGACAAAAAAUCAUUGCAAAAUAAACAAACAUUGGAAGAAGAAUUGAAAGCAAUGGAAUUAGGGAAGGAAUUAGAAAAGGCGGAUAAAAAAUUAAAAAAAAUUAAAAUUAAAAGACUUGCUAAAGAACAUCAACCAAAAGAAAGCGCACUUGAAGAAAUUGAAAAAUAUGUUGAUGCAUUAAAACAAAAAAAGUCAGAAUCUUAAAAUUGGAAUAUUUGCUUAUUUCGUUUUUGCUAGUAUAGUUUUUGUUUUUACAAAGUAAUGAAAGAGAGAGAGAGAGAGAGAGAGAAUAUAUUAUGUACAUGUUAGCAUAAUAUAUAUUCAUAUUUUGUUAAAAUGUGAAUCUCUUUUUUGAUAUUUAUAUAAACAAAAAUGUAUAUGAUAAUUUCACGUAAACUGAAAGAUUUGUAGCAUUUUAGUGUUCAAAAAUUUAAGAAGAUAGAAUAUACGAUUUUCUCUUGCGAGCAUUCGAAAUUUUAUAACAAUCGCAAUGACACAAGGAUUAUUAAAACAUCAAUCAUAUGUUCGAAGGAAGAACAACUUUUAUUUUUCGAUUUAUGAGUAGCGAUGCCAUCAAAGGAAAUGAUAAAAUUCUCAUGAUUCAUUAAAACUUUCUUAGUUUCAUUGAUGAAAAAUAGAUAUUUCAUCAACAAUUCUUCAAAUUGAGUAUUCAGCAUAUCAAAACUUUCUUAUCUCGAUUUUCGUCUCGCUAUGUUCUCGUUAAAAUACUCUAUACACUAUACAAUCAAAAAUACGAUCAAAAAAAGAAGCCAGAAAAUUUAUACCUCUCUCUCUCUCUCUCUCUCUCUCUCUCUCUCUCUCUAAAAUUCUCAUGAUCAAAACUCAGUUUCAUUGACGAAGAAUAAAUUUUCUUAACAAUUCUCCAAAUUAAAAAUUUAAUAUAUUAAAAAUUUGUCUUCAUUUUCAUCUUGCCGCGACAUUUCUUGUUAAAGACAUUUGACAUUUCUUAUUCUACAAGUGGUAAAAAAAAGAAGACUGAAAAUCUAUGACUCUCUAGCGAGCAUUGGAAAAUUUAUAACAAUGACAAUGAUAGAAAGAUUAAUAAACUGUCAAUAUGUUCAAAGAAAGAAAAAUAAUUUCUAUUUUUUUGACUUGUGAAUGAGCGAUGCCAAAUAUCAAAGGAAACAAAAGUCUCAUGAUUCAUCAAAACACGCAGUUUCAUCGACGAAGAAUAGAUUUCCUCAAUAAUUCUCCAAAUGAAAAAUUUAGUAUACCAAAAAUUCCUUGUCUUGAUUUGCAACUCGCUGCGACAUUCUUAUUAAAAUACUUUACAUGUGUUCAAAAAAGAAGACAGAAAAUCUAUGACUCUCUAGCGAGCACAAUCGAAAAUUUAUAACAAUAACAAUGAUACAAGGAUUAAUAAAAUAUUAAAAAAAAAAAAAAAAAAAAUUUCUAUUUUUUAAAUUAUGAAUAGCGAUUCUAAAUAUUAAAGGAAACAAUAAAAUUCUCAUGAUUCAUCAAAA
This is a messenger RNA of Cataglyphis hispanica, 3018 nucleotides long. Its product is annotated as poly [ADP-ribose] polymerase tankyrase-1-like. The transcript has 5 exons. The record is from RefSeq and is a predicted model, not a curated record. The coding region runs from base 278 to 1738 and encodes 486 amino acids. Lineage: Eukaryota; Metazoa; Arthropoda; Insecta; Hymenoptera; Formicidae. Gene Ontology annotation, molecular function: protein binding.